AUGGUGUCAUUCUUUGGCAUAAAAUUCAAAGGGGAGAAGAAGAAGAAGAAACCACCGCCGGAGAGACCUCCUCUCCUAAAGUCGCCAUGGAGGCAAGAGGAAAAGAUCGAAAACCCCGAGCUGUUCGCCCCUUCGUUAAAUCACCCCAGGAUAUUUCGUGGCGGCGAGCGGCCGGAAUCCAGGCCGAACUCUGUCAUAGACCGAAUGUCGAGGCCUGGGACAGCCAUGUCGAUGCGGUCCGCUGUCGGUAUGGUGCGGCCACCCUUUGCCAGCGGUCUCUAUGCGAACGGUGGGGCAUCAAGCAUGAUUGACCUUACGGCGCCUCCUUCGAAUCCCCCAUCGAUCUCGAACUUCCGCAUGAACUCCUCGGUAGAUUUGCGCCAUCACUUCGGACACACGGGAUCCAUCAGCAGUAUAGACUCUCGUCCCGGCACAUCUUCCGGUAUGGAAAGACCGACCUUGGAGUUGCCUUUUGGCAAGGACUUGGCAGCACCCCGUUCUCGUGGACGUUCGCCACUGGGCUCUUCGGCAACUGCGGAGGAUUUUGCCGCUUCGAGACACGAACCGGACAGCCCUCCGAGACUUAACGGUCCUCCCGUUUUCGUACAUGAACCCUCGGACGAGUCUGAACGCGACGCUCGGAGGGGGAUCCCGUCUCCUCCCCACUCCAUCCUCGAUACGGACAAGCCGAGCGCCAUCGAACUGAGCGCACCAGAUACGAAGCGCAGUGCCAGCUCUCUCAGGCAUGUAAGCAACGCCGGAGACGAGGACGCUGGCCGCCACCGCCUUUCCUCCGGCACGACUUCACCCACACCUUCGACGUCUCUUUCAGCAAGUGGAUCUCAACGUCCCGCUCCUCUACCUUCUCCAGCACCAUCUGACGCUACGAAACGCGAAAGCGACGAGUCAGAAGCCCCACGAUGGGGCAUACCUGUAAUUCAAACUGUCCAAUCACGCCGGGAUACGCUGAAGGUCGAAAUGCCCCGGCAGCCUAGUAUCAUGAUGAAUAUCGAGGACCUGGGUAAAUCACCCUUUGCCGACUUUAAGUUCACUGAUGAUAGCGAUGAGGACGAGAAGAAGACUUCGCCUCCACCUACCACACGGCCACAUGUGCUCCCCUCCCCUACAUCUCCGAGGGAGAUGUUCCGUGCUAACCGGCCAGCGCCUCUGCAACUGAACACCUCCCCACCGAAGCCCAACGUCGUCGCGGCUCCUACCUCAGCCGGGCUGGGCAUCGCAUCUCCAAGCUGGCCGCUUGCAAACGACUCCGUCCUUACCCCCGAUCGUAAUAAUGAGCAAGGAGCGCAGACGCCCCACCAAUUUGAGGCUCCUGCCCUCAUCAUGGGUUCCACUCCACCCCGGAGCCCAGUGCACGCAGAGAUCCGCGGCCGGCAAAUGCACCCCGAUGUGCUCAGACCUGGACCUGCAAUGAGGCCACCUCCCGGACCGGCGAGGGGCCCAUCCCCGCAGGACAUGCGACACGGUCCCCCGCCGGGCCGCGGACCUUCCCCACCCAGAGGUAGGGGUCCUCACCCGAAUCAUCCAAACAAUGGAAACCCCGGACCCAGAAGAUCCCCCACCGAAGGAAUGGGGCCCCGCCCUAGACCCGGACCAGGUCCCGGCCCCGGGCCACGGCCUAACGGCAUGGCGCCGCAUCCACCCCGUGGUCCCAUGGGCCCCAUGGGACGAGGCGGUCCUAUGAGGUCGCCACCACCUCCAGGUAUGCGGCCGUAUAAUGGGUCCCCAGGACCUCGAGGUCCACCACCCAACAGGGCUAUGGACCCCCGUGGCCCUCCCAAUGAUCACCCGCACCCGCCCCGACAAGGCCAGGGCCGACCUACCAUACGAGCCGUUCAAGAACCCGUGGAGCGGCCACGACCAGCCGAACUCGCGAGGUUCCAGGAUGUUGAGCUCGACUUAUCUUUUACCUUCCCUAGCCCCAAGAACUUCGAGCCCGAGGUUCGCAGCUCUGACUUUUCCGCUCCCCGAGAGGCUCCACAACGCUCGCCAAUGGCGGCGCCGUCGUCUGGCGGCCAUCUACCCGUAUCGCCACUAAGCGACACCAACUGGCCCCUAUCCGUGCCGAUGCCAUCGCCAUCAAUCUCUCUCCCUAGCUUCUCGGCGCCAACAACGCCUCUCCCGCUGACACCUACCCACAAGCCUCCCAUGUCCGACAGCGAGUCCUCGCCGCACCCCCCUCCAUCUCUACGAGUAGCUACCAACCGGCAACAGCCCAGCGACCUGCCACCUCUCGAACCUCCGCCGAAGAAUCCCAUGCGCACGGCAUCCCCAUCGCCAAUGGGAAGGAAGCCCCAGCAGCCCGCGGUGGGCAAGGCGCCGCCGAAGAAUCCGAGAGAGCAGUUUCUCGGAACGCAGAGUUUGGUGAGACAAACGGGGAUCCCGGAUAGGUUUGGCACGGCAUUUAUAUGA
Scedosporium apiospermum is the source of this 2430-nucleotide messenger RNA. RefSeq lists its product as uncharacterized. The transcript is spliced from 2 exons. The coding region runs from base 1 to 2430 and encodes 809 amino acids. The record is from RefSeq and is a predicted model, not a curated record. Lineage: Eukaryota; Fungi; Ascomycota; Sordariomycetes; Microascales; Microascaceae.